AUGGAACUGGAAGAAGCAACAAUUGGUGCACCCCUUGUCGGCAAAAACAUCUACUGGUCAUCGCUGAUAGCAGGUGGAGUUGCCGGAAUAGUAGUAGAUGUAGUGUUGUUUCCCAUUGAUACAAUCAAAACGCGUUUGCAAAGUGAGCGUGGUUUCAUCGCUUCCGGUGGUUUUCGCGGUGUCUACAAAGGUCUUGCACCCGCCGCGGCUGGUAGUGCACCAACAUCAGCUCUCUUCUUCUGCACGUACGAAACCAUGAAGACGCACCUCCGCCAAUACGCGGCCCCCGAGCAGCUUCCGUACGUACACAUGGUAUCUGCAGCAGCGGCUGAAGUUGUUGCUUGUCUAAUUCGCGUGCCAAUAGAGAUAGCAAAACAACGCCGGCAGGCAAUGCUGCAAAGCGGUAGAGCAUCCUCAUUAGAAAUACUGUACACAGCGCUAAAGAAGGAAGGUGUUCGCAAGGGUCUAUAUCGUGGUUUUGGGACGACCGUGAUGCGCGAUAUACCCUUUUCGCUGAUUCAAUUUCCACUGUGGGAAUACUUCAAGCUACACUGGACCGAUGUGACCGGCACCGCGCUAACUCCAGUGUCGGUGGCGAUCUGCGGUGCCGUUUCGGGAGGAAUUGCGGCUGGUCUGACGACACCGCUGGACGUAGCGAAAACACGUAUCAUGCUAGCGGACAGCAAUCGUGUCGGCGGAAUGGGACGAAUACUGCGCAGCAUAUACCGGGAGCGUGGAAUUCGAGGUGUAUUUGCCGGAUUUGUUCCGCGCGUUACAUGGAUCACCCUCGGUGGUGCCAUAUUUUUUGGCAUGUAUGAUCUCACUAGACGAUUCUUGGACGAUAAUGAGAACAGCUAAUGAAACAUCGCUGUUGUCGUUUGCGUACAUGAAGGAGAACUAAAAACAAUCGCUGUUAGUGUUGA
Molecule: messenger RNA, 923 nt
Organism: Anopheles nili
Lineage: Eukaryota; Metazoa; Arthropoda; Insecta; Diptera; Culicidae
Product: S-adenosylmethionine mitochondrial carrier protein homolog
Exons: 2
Coding region: 1-858 (285 amino acids)
Biological process (GO): transmembrane transport
Cellular component (GO): mitochondrial inner membrane
Molecular function (GO): S-adenosyl-L-methionine transmembrane transporter activity
Source: RefSeq, a predicted model, not a curated record